Molecule: messenger RNA, 9296 nt
Organism: Seriola aureovittata
Lineage: Eukaryota; Metazoa; Chordata; Actinopteri; Carangiformes; Carangidae
Product: disco-interacting protein 2 homolog C-like
Exons: 38
Coding region: 1315-6186 (1623 amino acids)
Source: RefSeq, a predicted model, not a curated record
CAGGCAAUCUGUAAAACAGGAGAGCAUCGCUGACCAAACAAAGCGCAAUCAAAUACAGCUGUGUUUGGCUUCAGAAAAUAAAGAUAAAUCUUUCUUUAAUUUCAAAAUGUUGCACGCUAAGUGUCCUCAGACAGUCCAACCCUGAGCAGCCGCAACAGCAACGACAUUCAUGCAUCAGUAUCAAUAAUCUCAGGCAAUCUUCUGCAGAGUGGCAACCUUUAAUAUUUUAUACAAAUUUGACAUUUACCUAAGUAGAAUUUUAAAUGCAAGACUUUUACUUGUAAUGGAGUAUUUUUUACAGUAAUAAGACACAUUUACCAGCUGACUUCCUCCUUACAGUCAAGUGUUAAAGUCACUCACAUAAUUGAUCAUGUCUGCUGAGGGAAGAGGGAAUAGCCAAUCAGAUAUAGAUUGACCCCACACCUGCAAAACUAGGGUUUAUUCAGUGGAAUGUGUUUCUAAAAGAACAUCAAUAUUAAGAAUUAUAAUUAUUUAACGUUUUUUUAUUUUUGUGAAAUAUUUAAAUAUAAGUAUAAUAAUUAACACACAUACACACACACACACACAUACAGUAUAUAUGCAGACAAUGGAAAUGUUUAGACAGUGACUGCAAAUAAAAUCAAUGCCAGAUUUAUUUUUGUUUGUUUUCAGCCCUAAUGUUUUUUUUUUUAAAAAGGAAAAUAAAAAAUAAAAUGAAAAGACAGCAUCCCACCAGACAUUUAAGUUGAAAUAUGUUUAAAUAAUAAAAUUAUUUAAAAAAUAUAUAUUCUUUAAGUUUGUGAGUUAAUGAGGUAUUUUGUGAUUAAAUGCAGUGAAACUAAACUGUUGUAGGUGUGGUUGCUCGCUGCGCCCCCUGCCGGUGAUGGCCGCCGCCUCCUCCCUCCCUCCUGCCUCCGUACAGUCACGUGACACCAGCGGCAAGAAGCUGCAAACGGCGCUGACUCGGAGCCUCAUCAUCAUCAUCAUCAUCAUCAUCAUCAUCACUACCACCACAGCCACAACCACCGCAACGGCAGCGUAGAGAUCCGACCGAGCAACCGGGCUCUUUACCGAUUCGAGGAGCCGGGCGCCAUGGCGGGCCCCCGUUAAAACGAGCCCCAGAUUUAUCCUCUUUGUUCUUCCCUCGACGCUUCGUAGUGUUUUACGCGCCUCCGCCGAGGAGGGGCCGCCGAGGAGAAGCUCUCCCUUUCCGAGCGGCGGAGGAGGAGGAGGAGGAGGAGGAGGAGGCAGGAGCAGCAGCGGCAGCAGCAGCAGCAGCGGCGGCGGCGGCGGCAGCAGUUGAACCGGGGAGGUGAUUUCUACGGUACGAGCCGAAUGGCGGACCGUGAGGCGUCGCCGAUACCGUUGGAGAUCCGAGCCCGGCUGGCGGAGCUGGAGCUGGAGCUGUCAGAGGGGGACAUCACUCAGAAGGGUUAUGAGAAGAAGAGGUCCAAGCUGAUCAGGGCAUAUGUUCCACAUGCUGGAGGAAUGGAGGGGCCCAUGUCUCACCGGGCCCCGCUCGGCCCGCCCUCUGCUGCCCGUUUCCACCGGCGGAGAACCUCCGGCACGAGAGACGAGCGCUACAGAUCAGACGUCCACACCGAGGCCGUGCAGGCCGUGCUGGCGCGACACGUGGAGAGGAAGGUGGCCGUGCCCAUGCCCUCCAAACGGCGUUCGCUGGUGGUGCAGACCUCCAUGGAUGCAUACACGCCUCCAGGCCUGUCCCCCCUGUGCUCAGACUCGUCGUCGGGCUCGGAGGAGGAGGCGGGGCCGGGCGACGACAUGUCCGGCAUGGAGCACUGGAUGAGCCGCCCUUCCCAGUUAGGCCCCGCCCACCUGGGCUCCACCUCCUCCUCGUCUUCGUCAACGCAGAGCGGAGGCAGCGGCAACGCCGGGCGGCUGGCCGACUCGCUGGCGCACACGCACAUCUCGCACCUGGCGCACACGCACCUGGCGCACACGCACCUGGGCCAGUCGCACCACCAGCAGAGCCACCUGUCCCAGUCACACCACGGUAUCGGCCACCUGUCUCUGAAGAGGAAGGGCGCUCUGAGCGUCGCAGAGAACGGAGGAUCUCUGCGGCGAUCCUGCGAGUUUGGAUCCGACAUGCUGUGGCCACCGCCGCUGGAGUCCGACGAGAACCACUCGGCCCCCCCGGACGUGACGGGCUACUCUUCGGACUCGUCCCACUCCCACACCGAGCGUCACCACAUGGCCAACAUGGGAACCAUCGCCAGGAACACGCAGAAGUACGGCAACGCCGAGCGCAUGGAGACGGGCGACGGUGUCCCGGUCAGCAGCCGUGUGUCGGCUAAGAUCCAGCAGCUGGUGAACACGCUGAAGCAGCCGCGCAGACCUCCGCUACGAGAGUUCUUCGUCGACGACUUUGACGAACUUCUAGAGGUCCAGCAGCCGGACCCCAAUCAGCCUCGGCCGGAGGGGGCGGAGAUGAUGCCGGUGCGGGGCGAGGCGCUCGGGGUGGUCACUAACUGGCCCCCCUCCCUGGAGGCGGCGCUCCAACGCUGGGGAACCAUCUCCCCUAAAGCCCCCUGCCUCACCAGCCUGGACACGGCGGGGAAGCCGCUCUACGUGCUCACAUAUGGGAAGCUGUGGUCUCGCAGCAUCAAGCUUGCCUACAACAUCCUCCACAAACUGGGCAGCAAGCAGGAGCCCAUGGUGCGACCGGGUGAUCGGGUGGCGUUGGUGUUCCCCAACAACGACCCGGUGGCCUUCAUGGUGGCUUUCUACGGCUGCCUGCUGGCUGAGGUGGUCCCCGUCCCCAUCGAGGUGCCGCUCAGUCGCAAGGACGCCGGCAGCCAGCAGAUCGGAUUCCUGUUGGGCAGCUGCGGCGUUACCGUGGCGCUGACCAGUGACGCCUGCCACAAGGGUCUGCCCAAGAGUGCAACAGGAGAGAUCCCACAGUUCAAAGGUUGGCCCAAGUUGCUGUGGUUUGUAACAGAGUCCAAGCAUCUCUCCAAACCUCCCAGAGACUGGUUCCCUCACAUCAAAGACGCAAACAACGACACUGCUUACAUAGAGUAUAAAACCUGUAAGGACGGCAGCGUGCUGGGCGUCACGGUGACGAGGAUCGCUCUGCUCACACACUGCCAGGCUCUCACCCAGUCCUGCAGCUACACUGAGGCCGAGACCAUAGUGAACGUUCUUGACUUUAAGAAGGACGUGGGCCUGUGGCACGGCAUCCUGACGAGCGUGAUGAACAUGAUGCACGUGAUCAGCGUGCCCUACUCGCUGAUGAAGGUCAACCCUCUGUCGUGGAUCCAGAAAGUCUGCCAGUACAAAGCCAAGGUGGCCUGUGUGAAGUCCAGAGACAUGCACUGGGCUCUGGUGGCCCACAAAGACCAGAAGGACAUCAACCUGAGCUCGCUGCGCAUGCUGCUGGUGGCCGACGGAUCAAACCCCUGGUCCAUCUCCUCCUGCGACGCCUUCCUCAACGUCUUUCAGACCAAAGGCCUGAGAGCCGAGGUCAUCUGUCCCUGCGCCAGCUCCCCCGAGGCGCUCACCGUGGCCAUCAGGAGGCCAGUGGAGGACAGCAGCCAGCCUCCGGGUCGAGGCGUCCUGUCGAUGCAGGGUCUGACAUACGGGGUCGUCAGGGUCGACACAGAGGAACGUCUCUCAGUGCUCACCGUGCAGGACGUGGGCACCGUCACACCAGGAGGCCUGGUGUGUGUGGUGAAGCCGGAGGGCGUCCCGCAGCUCUGUCAGACGGACGAGAUCGGCGAGCUCUGCGUCUGCUCCAUCGCCACGGGAACCUCCUACUACGGCCUCACCGGCAUGACCAAGAACACCUUCGAGGUCUACCCGGUGAGCUCCAGCGGGGGGCUGAUCAGCGAGUACGCCUUCGUGCGGACCGGCCUGCUGGGCUUCAUCGGCCCCGGCGGCCUCGUCUUCAUCACGGGCAAGAUGGACGGGCUCAUCAUGGUGAGCGGGCGGAGGCACAACGCCGACGACAUCGUGGCCACGGCGCUGGCUGUGGAGCCGAUGAAGUUUGUCUACAGAGGCAGGAUAGCCGUGUUCUCGGUGACGGUGCUGAGGGACGAGAGGAUCGUGGUCGUGGCCGAGCAGCGGCCCGACUCCACGGAGGAGGACAGCUUCCAGUGGAUGAGCCGCGUCCUGCAGGCCAUCGACAGUAUCCACGGCGUGGGCGUGUUCUGCCUCGCCCUGGUCCCGGCCAACACGCUGCCCAAGACUCCUCUGGGCGGGAUCCACCUGUCCGAGAUCAAGCAGCUGUACCUGGAGGGGGGGCUGCACCCCUGCAACGUCCUCAUGUGCCCCCACACCUGCGUCACCAACCUGCCCAAACCACGGCAGAAACAGCCAGAGAUCGGACCUGCCUCUGUGAUGGUGGGGAAUCUGGUGUCAGGGAAGAGGAUCGCUCAGGCCAGCGGCAGAGAUCUGGGACAAACCGACGACAACGACCAGUUCCUGUUCCUGUCUGAGGUUCUGCAGUGGAGAGCUCAGACCACACCAGACCACGUCCUCUACACCCUGCUCAGCUCCCGGGGGGCGGUGUCCAGCUCUCUCACCUGCCUGCAGCUGCACAAGAGGGCGGAGCGAGUGGCUGCUCUGCUGAUGGAGCGAGGAGGUCUGCAGGAGGGAGACCACGUCGCUCUGGUCUACCCACCAGGUAUAGACCUGAUCGCGGCCUUCUACGGCUGCCUGUACGCCGGCUGCGUCCCCAUCACGGUGCGGCCCCCUCACCCUCAGAACAUCUCCACCACCCUGCCGACCGUCAAGAUGAUCGUCGAGGUCAGCCACUCGGCCUGCGUGAUGACCACGGCCGUCAUCUGUAAGCUGCUGCGCUCCAAGGAGGCCAUGGCCACCGUGGACAUCAGGAACUGGCCUCCUGUCCUCGACACUGAUGACCUGCCAAAGAAGAAGCCUCCAGCUCUCUAUAAGCCCACCAACCCUGACGGUCUGGCCUAUCUGGACUUCAGCGUGUCGACGACCGGCAUGUUGGCGGGAGUUCAGAUGUCCCAUAAUGCCGUUGGAGCCUUCUGUCGGUCGGUGAAGCUGCAGUGUGAGCUGUACCCGUCCAGGGAAGUGGCCAUCUGUCUGGAUCCCUACUGCGGCCUCGGCUUCGUCCUCUGGUGUCUCUGCAGCGUGUACUCGGGCCACCAGUCCAUCCUGAUCCCUCCGGUGGAGCUGGAGUCCAACCCGGCGCUGUGGCUGCUGGCCGUCAGCCAGCUGAGGGUGCGAGACACCUUCUGCUCCUACAGCGUCAUGGAGCUGUGCACCAAAGGACUGGGCCUGCAGACCGAGGCGCUCAAGGCUCGGGGUCUGGAUCUGUCCCGGGUUCGGGCCUGCGUGGUGGUGGCGGAGGAGAGGCCCAGGAUGUCGCUCACACACUCCUUCUCCAAACUGUUCAAAGACCUCGGCCUUCACCCGCGAUCCGUCAGCACCGCCUUCGGCUGCAGAGUCAACCUGGCCAUCUGCCUGCAGGGCACGUCAGGACCGGACCCCACGACUGUGUACGUGGACAUGAGAGCGCUGCGCCACGACAGGGUUCGGUUAGUGGAGAGAGGUUCUCCUCACAGUCUGCCGCUAAUGGAGUCUGGCAAGAUCCUGCCCGGAGUUCGAAUCAUUAUCGCCAACCCAGAGACCAAAGGACCGCUGGGAGACUCUCACCUCGGAGAGAUCUGGGUGCACAGCGCUCAUAACGGCAGCGGCUACUACAGCGGUUACGGCGAGGAGGUUCUCCAGUCCGACCACUUCAACUCCAGACUCAGUUUCGGGGACACGCAGACGGUCUGGGCCAGGACGGGUUACCUGGGCUUCCUCCGCCGCACCGAGCUGACCGACGCCAACGGAGAGAGACACGACGCUCUGUUCGUGGUCGGCGCUCUGGAGGAGGCCAUGGAGCUGCGGGGGAUGAGGUACCACCCCAUUGACAUCGAGACGUCGGUCAUACGUGCACACAAGAGCAUCAUGGAGUGUGCCGUCUUCCCCUGGACCAACCUGCUGGUGGUGGUGGUGGAGCUGGAGGGCUCCGAGCAGGAGGCCCUGGACCUGGUUCCCAUGGUGACCAAGGCGGUGCUGGAGGAGCACUACCUGAUCGUGGGCGUGGUCGUGGUGACGGACAUCGGCGUCAUCCCCAUCAACUCGCGCGGCGAGAAACAGCGCAUGCACCUCCGCGACGGCUUCUUACAAGACCAGCUAGACCCCAUCUACGUGGCCUACAACAUGUAGCCUGAGUGUGUGUGUGUGCGUGUGUGUGUGUGUGUGUGUGUGUGUGUGUGUGUGUGUGUGUGUGUGUGUGUGUAGGAGAGAGAGAGAGAGAGCGAGCAUGCGUUUGUAUGCCGUGCAUAUCGCCGUUGUUGUUCAUUUAUUUCCCAAAAUCAAGAUGUACUGUAUUUUUGAACCUGCAUAUGGUGUGUGGUCUUAAGUCGUCCGUUUUCUUUUAAAGUCGUUGUUGUGCCGGUUGGUUGAUUGAUUGACUGACUGAUUGAUUGACUGACUGAUUGAUUGAUUGCUCAGUGGUGGUAUGACCAUUUUUACACCCCCGCUCAGUCUCGUGACCGUUACCAGGAGCUCGUCACUGUAGAAAGCCUUAGGGGAACACUGUGUGCGGGGCGGCAGCUCCGCUCGUCACACCAACCGCCGUUUUUCAGAGGUCGUAGGAGGUCGAGGUAGAGAGAGAGAAAAACAGUAGAGACUGUAUUUGACGUCAUGUUUUACUGGUCCAAUCGGAAACUCCCAGAUUCGUGGUAUUAUUUCAAUUAGAACAGGGGCAGCCAGAUUAUUGUAAAAAUAUAAAUAUUGUACAUAGACAUAAUAAUCUAUAUGGAGAGGUACCUAAAACACAAUGAGGUAUAGUAGCCCCUGUAUGCAGCUCUCUCCACCCGCACCCUGUGUGUGUGUGUGUGUGUGUGUGUGUGUGUGUGUGUGUGUGUGUGUGUCCAUCUGUCUGUGUUAAUGUGUGACAGGGACAUUUUAUCUAGUUUCAAUGUGAAUUCGACGCGGAUUUCAAAGAGAUUUUAAACAUUUAGACAAAUAAGAAAAAUUUUAUUGGGACUAGAAAACGCUGAAACCAGAUGUGACCGGUCCAGGAACCGAAACUGAAAACAAAAAAAAUAAAAACAACAACAACAACAACAGCUGGACAUUUGUUUCCAGUGUCUGUGUUUGUAGUUAAAGAUCUUCGUGCCUCCAAAAACCGUCUUGAAGCAGCUUCUUGUAAAUCUGGUUUGGUUUUUGAAAAGCUCGUGAUCAUCUGACUCUUUCUGAACCAUGAAGGAAAAAUAUUUUUUAAACUUGUGGUUAAAACAAACCUGUUAAAAAAAAUAAAGAGGAAUUCAAGUUGUAGACAAGAUGAUAUAUUUUAGUUUUUAUUUUCAAGCUAACGAUGGACUGUAACAUCUUACAGGCAGAUUUAUAUUAUAUCUUUAUUUUAAAAUUUCUUGAUGCAGUUUAUUUAACAGGCGUUCAUAGUCACUCUUUUAUUUAUUAUCUAGUCUCCUGACAAUAUGAAAAACUUUGGUUUCAUCCCUUUAAAUUUAAAUUUUCAAAUCACGAAAUCUUGGAUUAUGUUGUUAUUAUUAUUGUUUUUAUUUCCUCUGUUUCCACCUGUUGAAGUUUUAAUGUAACUUCACUGUCAACAAAUCUUUUCUACACAUUCACAAACUUUUAAUUCCUCAUGUAGAAUUUCUUUUUGCAGGUUUAUAAAUAUUAAACCACAGACUUUGAAGCUAAAAACUUUAUUGAUUUGAGCCUGUAAAAAAAAGUGAAACAUCUUAUUAAUUCAAAGCAAAAACAAUAAUUAAUGAUAAUCUUCCUCCUUCACGUCAGUCAGUUUCUGUGUGAAGUUCAGGCCCUGAAACGUCCAAAGCGUCUCAGAAGCAAAGUGCACUGUGUGUAUAUAGAAGAGAAAGACAGAAUAUUAUUAGUAUUUAAAGGGAGUUGAAGGGAGACGCAGUCAUGUGACUCCCGGACGGAAGUGAAGCGUCGCUGCAGCUGCUUCACGUUCUGACGCAGCCAAUCAGAGACGAGAGAAGCAGUCGCUCUCAGUCCAGAUGUGGAGUUAACUGCAGAAACAUCUGGAGAAAGUUUACAGAGAGAGAGAAAGAAAAAAAAAAGAAGCUCUGAUUGUAGCAAUAAUACCCAUAAGGCCGUUCUUCACUGUAGCGACUCUUCAUCAUCUUCUUCAUCAUCAGCUCCAGAUUUGUUUAUUAUCAGAUUGUUUUUUAGUUUAUAAACUACAGUUUUAAUAACUAACGAUUUAUAGAGUCAUUUAAUAUAAAAACCAGAGUUUCUUCUUUUUAACUAAAACACAUGUUGAUACUUUGGAUCUGAACUACAACUAAACUUAAUUAUUCCUUUUAUUUUCUUCAGUCACAAACACGUCGCUUUUCUUUUGAUCAGAUAAAUAAAGGAAGAAAGUAAAGAAUAUGGAAGGACUUUUAUAUUUUUUCUGACACUGAAAAAUCUCAGUCUUUUUCUCACCAAAACAAAACAAAAAGCGUCUUCUUCAUGUUUCCGUGGAGACGUCAGUGAAGAACGUCCUCUGGGCCUUUGUGCACUAACUGAGAAUCAUAUAUGAGAUUUAAGAUAAAUAAGAAACUAUAUUAAAGUUUUUAAAGAAAUCAGUUUAUCCCCAGACCAGCUGUAGAGAUCAGCACCUGAGCUGUGAAUUAUGGGAAAUAAUACAGCUGUCAGACUGACUGACUCUGCAGCUGCUGGAGAAAAACUUUAUUCAUUCAUGAGCAGUGCGUCGUUUGUUUACAUCCUGUCGAUAAAGUUUCACCUCAUCCUUCUUCUUCUUCUUCUUCUUCUUCUUUGUUUCACUUUUAUCAUCGUUUGUCUUUUUAUCAGAAGGAAAAAAAACAACUUUAUGCAUAUCAGAGGUUACCUAGCGCUUGUUUGGCUAUUUUAGCAGUUUGGGUUUGUUGGUAGCAGCGUAGCGGUCAUGUUUCAGUCCCUGUGUGUGUGUGUGUGUGUGUGUGUGUGUGUGUGUGUGUGUGUGUGUGUGAGAGAGAGAGAGAGAGAGGUGGAGGACGUUCGAUAAGAAGGAGGUCCCAUCAGAAACCCAGAGGACUCGUCUGUGUGUUCAGGGCUGGAUGGGAGAGAGACUGCAUGGUGUGUGUGUGUGUGUGUGUGUGUUUGGGUGCGUGUGUGUUAGGUGUGUGUGUAUGUGUGUGUGUAUAUUGUAUGUAAAUAGUGUUGAUUUUGUACGGUACAAGUGUGUGUGACUUGUUUUGUACACAUGAUAAAAAGAUUAAAUGACACUUUUAUAAGAGCCUGCUAUUGGCUCACCGUCACACUAUACAGUGCAAUAAAGUGCUUUGAUUGGCUAAAACUCA